AUGAGUAAAGUGAUACAAGUGUAUGCACCAUUGCCAUCAGUUACAAGAGGAAAAGCAGUUCAUAUAGGGUAUAAUGAACAUAGUAAGAUGGGAACACAUAUUGUUUAUCCAACAGGGAAUUGUAUAGUAAUUAAGAGUCUUGAUAAUGCAUUGGAUACGGAUAUUUAUUAUGAACAUACAUGUGAAACAACAUGUGCAAAAUAUAGUCCAAGUGGAUACUAUAUUUGUUCAGGAGAUGUUCAAGGAAAUGUUAGAAUAUGGGAUACUACACAAAAAGAACAUCCAUUAAAAUUUAGUUUUAGAGCACUUUCAGGACCAAUUUAUGAUAUUGCAUGGACAGGAGAUAAUCAAAGAAUAUGUGUAGUUGGAGAAGGGAAAGAGAAAUUAGGAAAUGUAUUUAUGUGGGAUGCAGGAUCAACAGUAGGAGAGAUUUCAGGACAAACAAAAACAUUAUUAUCAUGUGAUUUUAGAGGAACAAGACCAUUUAGAUUAAUUACAACAGGAGAAGAUAAUUAUCCAUGUUGGUUUGAAGGACCACCAUUUAAAUUUAAGAAAAGUAUGAAAGAUAUUCAUACGAGAUUUAUUAAUUGUUGUAGAUUUUCACCAGAUGGAAGUAUGUGUGUAUGUGUUUCAAGUGAUAAAAGUAUAUCAGUAUUUGAUGGAAAAACAGGAGAAAUGAAAUAUAAAAAAAUGGAACAUAAAGCAGGAGUAUAUUCAGUUACAUGGGGAAAUGAUAGUAAAAGAUUUAUUACAGCAUCAGCUGAUAAAACAUGUAAAAUAUGGAAUGCAGAAGAUGGAAGUGUAAUAAAAACAAUUGAAUUUGAAAAUGAAAUUGAAAAACAACAACUUGGAAUUAUUAAUACAAAAUAUGGAAUAAUUUCAGUUAGUUUAAAUGGAAGUAUGAAUCAAAUUGAAGAAAGUAGUGGAGAUAUUAAAGAAAUAAUUGAAGGACAUAAUAAACCAAUUACAGCACUUGCAAAUGAAGGGGAAUAUUUAUAUUCAGGAUCAAAUGAAGGACAUAUUGUUAGAUGGGAAAAAGCAACAGGAAAAGCAGUUGGAAUUAGAGGAAAAGGACAUUGUACAAGAAUAAAUGAUAUUGUUAAAUGUGGAGAUAAAAUUGCUACACUUGGAUCAGAUGAUUGUGUUAAGAUUAUAGAUAAAAAUAAAUUAGAAUAUGAAUUAAGUAUUAGUACAGAAUCACCAGCAAAUUGUGGAGUAUUCUAUAAUAAUAGAAUAUAUGUUGGAACUAAUAAAGGAAUUAAAGUUAUUCAAGGAAAUCAAAUUAUUCAAAGUAUUGGUCAUAAUAAUGGAGUUGCAACAAUUGCAAUAAAUGGAGAUAAGAGUAUACUUAGUGUAGGAUUAAAAAAUGAAGGAUGUAUUAAAUUUUAUUCAAUUAAUGGAAAUGGAGAAAUAACAGAAAAAGGAGAAAUUAAAGAAGAUAUUCAAGGAACAGUUUAUAGUAUGGACUAUUCAAGUGAUGGUAAAUAUUUCAUUCAUUCAGAUGAUACAAGAAAAAUUGUACUUCGAGAUGCUAAAACUAAUGAAGUUAUUUAUUCUAGAUGGGUUCCUCAUAAUUCAAAAGUCUUAAAAAUUAAAUUUAAUAAAGAUAAUACAAUGAUUGCUACAGCAGGAGCAGAUUCAUAUUCAUAUGUCUUGAAUGUUGAAACAAAAGCAAUCACAACAUUAGGAAGACUUCAUCCACUUGGUGUCAAUGAUGUAUUCAUUGAUGAAGAUGGAAAGAUCUUUACUUGUGGAGCUGAUUGUACAAUCAAAGUCUCUUCUCUCUAA
Molecule: messenger RNA, 1788 nt
Organism: Entamoeba dispar SAW760
Lineage: Eukaryota; Evosea; Mastigamoebida; Endamoebidae
Product: WD repeat-containing protein, putative
Exons: 1
Coding region: 1-1788 (595 amino acids)
Biological process (GO): actin filament depolymerization; positive regulation of actin filament depolymerization
Cellular component (GO): cortical actin cytoskeleton
Molecular function (GO): actin filament binding
Source: RefSeq, a predicted model, not a curated record